CAAAAGCGCCUUGGAAUUGCGUCAGUUGGCCCAUGGCGCGACCAAAGCAGCGCCUGGACAGAGACUCUUUUCCGCAAAGACGCAUUCAGAUACAGCUGUUACAAUGACGCAAAUUAAUAGCGCACCAGCGGCGCCUGCAAACGGCCGCGAUGAAACGCUUGAGUCGGUCGACAUCGCUAUCAUAGGCGGAGGGCUCGGCGGGCUCGCGGUGGCCGCGGGCCUGCGGCUGCGCGGCAUUGACGCGCACGUGUUUGAGGCGGCGCCCAAGCUUCGCAACGAGACCAGUACCAUGAUCAGCCUGGGCCCCAACGCCUGGGUGGCGCUGCAGGAGCUGCAUCCCGAUCUGCCCGCAGACCUCAAGCGGCGCGGUGUGGAGGACUGUCAGGUGAUAACACGCCUGCGGCCGCCGCCCGAGGCAGGCAUGGAGCCCACCACCAUCGAGCGACCCCCCGCCGCCUCCCGCCUCACAACCAUCCGCUGGGCCGAGACCCAGGAUGCCCUGGCUCUGCUGGUGCUGGACGAGGUGGUGCACUGCGACCACCCCGCCACCGGCUACACCGAGGAGUGGGAGGAGCCGCAGGAGCAGCAGCAGGGGCCACAAGAGGCAGCGGCGGGGGCAGAGGCAGCGGGGCCGGGGGAGGCAGCGGGGGCGGCGGGGGCAGCGGGAACUGGGGCAGUGGGGGCGGGGGCGGGGGGCCGGCCGGCUCGCAGUGUGGUGGUGCACUUCCGCGGCCAGCCCAGUGUGCGGGCGCGGCUGGUGGUGGGGGCGGACGGCAUCUUCAGCGCCAUCCGCGCCGCCAUGCACCCGGGCGAGCCGCCGCCGCGCUACCUGGGCCACAUGAACUGGAACUGCCUGCUGCACAACCCGGGCGGCAACACAGUGGUGGACGCACACAAGCCGGGCCAGGUGAUCUUCACCACCGACGGCGCCGUCAGCGCCACAGAGCGCCGGGAGCCCUCCCUCAUGAGCUAUGUGUGCGACGCCGGCGGCGGCUACACCUUCUGGCAGGUGCGCAUGCAGUUCGACCAGCCCUGCUUCACUGUGGACCUGCUCCGGCAGCGGCAGCGGCAGCAGGAGGGCCUGCAGCCGGAGGAGGCGGCGGCAGGCGCCGACGCCGAUGACGGCGGUGCGGAUGAGGGCAGCGCCAAUGUGGUGCUGGGCGGCGGCGGCGCGGGGCGGCGCGGGCGCGGCGGCAUGGGCGUGCCGGGUAGCAAGGAGCGAUGCCUGGAGCGACUCAAGGCCGCCGGCUGGGACUGGAUGGUGCCGCUGGUGGCGGCCACGCCCGAGCCCGUCAUCUUCGAGCGGGCGCUGUACGACCGCCUGCCCCUGGACGACUGGGCGGCGCCGGGGCGGCGGGUGGUGCUGCUGGGGGACAGCGCACACGGCAUGCACCCGGGCCCGGGGCAGGGCGCGCGGUCGGCGUUCGAGGACGCGCACCAGCUGGUGUUGGCUCUGGAGGCGCUGUGGCCGGACGUGCCAGCGGCGGUGGAGAGGUACCAGCAGGCGCGAGUGGUCAGGGCCAACCGCGUGCUGGCCUUCGCCUCCGAGAGCUGCGGCCUGGCGGCGGUGCGGCAGGCGGCGGCGCCGCCGGGCCUCACGCCAGCGGAGCUGUGGGAGCGCAGCUUCGAGUUCCGGGCCUGGUUCGACCAGUACCCGCGCAACAUGCACGGCGACCCAGACGCCAAGUAUUGGAAGCCGCCGCCGGGCUCGCAUCAGGGAGAGGUGGCAGGCGGCGUGCCGGCGCUAGGGGGGCGCGGGGCGGUGGCGGCGGCGGCGCCGGCGGGCGCGGAUGGCGAGGGCGGCGAUGGCAGUGCUGGGGGUGGUGGUGGUGGUGGUGGUGGUGGGAAGGAUGGUGACGGGCGGGCGGUGGCGGUGCGGGUGGAGGCGCACGACGGCGUCAGUGACGGCGCCGCCACGGGAGCCGUGGGCCCGAUGGGCCAAGGCGCGGACGGCGUCAAGGCCCGUGGGCUCUGAAGGAUUGAAGGUGCGGGGGCAGGCAGGGCAGGCGGCAGGCAGGGCAGGCAGCGGCAGCGGCAAUGACCUUACCCGGCUCUGCGGCUUGGGCCAUGAGGCUCUCUGUGUGUGGUGGGGGGAGCGUAGGGUCGCCGCUUUCCGCCCCGCAUUAGAUCGCUCCACGUACUGCGGCUCUGCUCAGGUUGGCGAGUUGCGCAGGUGGCUGUUGGGUGUGUUUAUGUUUGCGCACAAGCUACUGGCUGGGGGUGCUGGAGCCUAGAGGCGCAUGGGCUGCCACUGGGUCGCGGGUACUGGCACAAUGACACGUGUGUGCGAUGGGGCAGGGUAAGAGGCAGGUUGGCUUAGUGCCGUAGUGAGGUGCAGUUACAGCGGUUGCAGCAGGUGUGCAAGCAGGCACACUCAGACACGUGAGGGGCUUGAUAGACAAUACGGCUACACACGUUGACAGACACCGCGGGUGAUGGCCAAGUCCGCUGAUGGAGCCAGCGCGAGAUCAGGAGGGUCGAAGAGGCCGUGCAAAGCAGCAGCGUCGUGCCUUGAAAGAGGAGCAUGUGCAGGCAUGUGCGUAAGGCUGAGCAAACAUGUACGUAAUGAACAUAGCGGGUGGUGCUGGUGGCGCACUGGCGCACAGGUCUUGCGGGGAAGGGGCAGGGCAGAGCAGGGCGGCGGCUGGAAGGCGGUGGGGCUGCAGAUUUGUGGCUGUGGACGAAUGAGGGAGGCAAGAAGACGCGAAACGUCUGCUGACACUGCUAGCACGUGCAAGACGCGUUUAGACCAGUUGUCAUAGCGCAGCAUACUGUGCUGCGCAUUUCCAACACUGAGGAGUGGCUGAUGACAGAUUGACAGAGCGAGAGCGAAUGCCGUAAACUGGAUCCGGUAACUUUAAUUGUGAGGG
Chlamydomonas reinhardtii is the source of this 2870-nucleotide messenger RNA. RefSeq lists its product as uncharacterized. The record is from RefSeq and is a predicted model, not a curated record. Lineage: Eukaryota; Viridiplantae; Chlorophyta; Chlorophyceae; Chlamydomonadales; Chlamydomonadaceae. The coding region runs from base 104 to 1975 and encodes 623 amino acids. Gene Ontology annotation, molecular function: FAD binding. The transcript is spliced from 11 exons.